AUGACGUGGGAGGACUUCAAGGCCGAAGUAUAUGACAAGUACAUACCCAAAAGCUACCGCAAAGCAAAGGCAGCCGAGUUUUACAACCUAACUCAAGGACGCAUGUCUGUGACCGAAUACGACCGCGCGCUUUGUGACAUGACCCGCUAUGCGCCGGAACAGACGGAUACUGACGAGAAGCUGGCCGAUAAGUUUCGUGAGGGCUUGAGACAUGAGAUUAAGAUGGCAUUGGCUGUCCGUGGGAGACUUACGUACGCAGAGGCGCUGGCCCUCGCGCUGGAUGUUGAAGCAGCUAUGCCUAAGGAGGGGAGCGCGGGGAACACUACACUGGCACUACCCCCGCCACGCCCUUCCCAAGAUAAGAGGAGGUGGGACGAGAGUAGGAACCACUACGACAACAAGCGAUACCGCUCCACCCAGAACCGACCGCCGUACGGAGGAGGGCAGACUUCGCCCAACCAGAGGAGUGACCCCCGGGCCAGACCACCCCAAUGCAAUGUUUGCGCCAAGUACCAUUUCGGGGAGUGUAGAGUGCCGAACCCGACUAAGUGUUUCAACUGUGGGGGAAACGGUCAAUUCUCUAGGGAGUGUCCGAGCAAGAACGUAGGAACCGGGUCAAGGCAGAACAAUCAAGGAUUCCGUCAACAGCCGAGGGCGCCACCAACGGGAUCGGGAGUGAACCGGGAUCAACCUCAGCCUUUUCGCCCAAGACUUCCCGCCCAAACUAGAGCGUACGCCCUGAGCCAGAAGCAACCUAGAAUUGAGCAAGGGAGUCACGAGAAUGGAAACUUGGCAGGUAUAGGCGAAAUCCUCGACACCCCCAUUGUUGUGUUGUUUGACACGGACGCAUCGCAUUCUUUUAUAUCUGAAUUAUGUGUGCAUACUUUGAGCUUGCCUGUUAGACAAUCUGAACAUAGAAUGAUGGUGUCCUCACCAGUAGAAGGGAUAGUAGAGAUUUCCCGAACUUGCUCGAACGUAGAGUUUGUACUAGGAGAACUUAAGUUAGUCACUCACGACCUGCAAGUUAUGGCGAUGGGAGAUAUCGACAUAAUCUUAGGAAUGGACUGGUUGACCGUGAACUUUGUGACGAUUCGUUGUAAGGAGAGACAGAUAUCCCUACAAGCUCCGGGUAAGGAACCCAUUGUGUACCACGGAAUCUCGAUGAACCGGCGAACCGCUAUAAUCUCUGCGCUACAAGCCACCGCGAUGAUGAAGAAAGGACGACCUGCCUACCUCGUCUAUCUCCAUAGAGAGGAGAAGGAGGAAAGGAAGAUAGAAGACGUCGUUGUUGUGCGAAAUUUUCCCGACGUUUUUCCCGAAGUGUUACCUGGACCGCCGCCGGAUCGACAAUUGGAAUUCACAAUCGACCUCGAACCUGGAGCUGCACCUGUAUCCAAGGCACCGUACUGA
Molecule: messenger RNA, 1410 nt
Organism: Salvia hispanica
Lineage: Eukaryota; Viridiplantae; Streptophyta; Magnoliopsida; Lamiales; Lamiaceae
Source: RefSeq, a predicted model, not a curated record